Molecule: messenger RNA, 1218 nt
Organism: Thelazia callipaeda (thelaziosis nematode)
Lineage: Eukaryota; Metazoa; Nematoda; Chromadorea; Rhabditida; Thelaziidae
Source: the annotation of a GenBank genome assembly
AUGAAUCCAACGUCUGAUAGCAGUGAUUGUGACAAAGAAGUGGAAGUCAUUGCCCCAAUAAAUAUUGCUUUGGUAAAAUAUUGGGGCAAGCGAAAUGAGAAUAUAGUACUUCCAUUAAACGAUUCCAUCUCACUUUCUAUUAAUGAUGUUUUCACGGAAACAAGACUGCGAACAGGUCCUUCUAUUAAGAAAGACUCAGUCUCAAUUAAUGGUGAAAAUAUCUCUUUGUCAAAACAUCCACGGUUUCUUCGUUGUUUUAAUGAAGUUCGACGGUUGAUUCGGAAACGCGCAACGAAGUCAAAGAAUUCACGUAAGAGAAAUCCAAAUCCCUUCAGCAAGUUUGAAGUUGUUUCGCAAACAUUUUUCCCGAUCGAAGCAGGACUUGCUUCAUCAGCGGCUGGAUUUGCAGCUGUUGCUUAUGGUCUUGGAAAGAUAUGUCAUCUUGAUAUCAAGGAUACCAUUCGCGUUGCCAGGCUUGGUUCUGGAAGUGCAUGUCGUAGUAUACUAAGUGGACUUGUACAUUGGAAGGCGGGCGUUGCAGAGGAUGGUACAGAUUGUGUUUGCGAAAGUGUUUUUGAAGAAGAUUACUGGCCUACCUUGAGAGCAAUAAUUUUGGUUACGUCAUACGAUUCUAAGAAAGUUAGCAGUUCGAUUGGCAUGCAGUUAACUGUCAAAACUUCAGAAUUAUUGCAGUCUAGGAUCAAAAAUGUUCCUGGCCAUAUAGAAAAAUUAAAAGACGCUUUUCGGGAAAAAAAUUUUGAAAGGUUUGCUGAGAUUAUCAUGUUGGAAAGUAGACAGCUGCACGCUGUAUGUCUGGAUACUGCACCACCUCUUCAUUAUUUGAAUGAAAAUUCAUGGCAUCUUAUGCAACUUGUGCAUUCUCUCAAUAAAUUUUGCAAUAGUACUACAGUGGCGUAUACAUUCGAUGCUGGUCCUAAUUGUUGUUUGUUCUUGGAAUCCGAGAAUGUACCACUAAUGCUGGCUGCUCUCACCAAAUAUUGCAAACUGUCAUCCAAUCUCUUAGAUCAAUUGACUAGCUCUUCUGCAGCCCAUCAGUACAAGAAUUUAAAAAGUUUAGUGAAUGAAAAACAGGAAAGUCUUGUGUUGCACGAAUUUGCACAUGCUGCUGAUUGCUAUACGGAACCUAUGGAAGAUGUUGUCAAGGAUAUAUUCCUUAGUGCUGUCGGUGCUGGACCGUCUGUCAAACAUUCACAGUAA